AUGACCAAGAGGAAGCCAAGGGCGGGAGAAAUCUUGCUUGACAUAGCCAAACAAGUUGGACUGACGAAAGAAGAAAGGAAAGAUAACUUGGAAGGCAACCUAAGAUCACUCUUGAAAAGAAAAAGGUAUGUUAUCCUCUUAGAUGACAUUUGGAAUGUUGAAAUUUGGGAUGAUCUAAAACUUGUUCUUCUUCCUGAAUGUGAUUCAAAAAUUGGCAGUAGGAUAAUUAUAACCUCUCGAAAUAGUAAUGUAGGCAGAUACAUAGGAGGGGAUUUCUCAAUCCACGUAUUGCAACCUCUAGAUUCAGAGAAUAGUUUUAAACUCUUUACCAAGAAAAUCUUUACUUUUGAUAAUAAUCAUUCAGUUGACUUGGUAAAUAUUGGUAGAAGUAUAGUUGGUAGAUGUGGUGGUAUACCACUAGCCAUUGUGGUGACUGCAGGCAUGUUAAGGGCAAGAGAAAGAACAGAACGUGCAUGGAACAGGUUACUUGAGAGUAUGAGCCAUAAAGUUCAAGAUGGAUGUGCUAAGGUAUUGGCUCUGAGUUACAAUGAUUUGCCCAUUGCAUUAAGGCCAUGUUUCUUGUACUUUGGUCUUUUCCCCGAGGACCAUGAAAUUCGUGCUUUUGAUUUGACAAAUAUGUGGAUUGCUGAGAAGUUGAUAGUUGUAAAUAGUGGCAAUAUGCGAGAAGCUGAAAAUUUGGCGGAGGAUUUCCUAAAUGAUUUGGUUUCAAGAAACUUGAUUCAAGUUGCCAAAAGGACAUAUGAUGGAAGAAUUUCAAGUUGUCGCAUACAUGACUUGUUACAUAGUUUGUGUGUGGAUUUGGCUAAGGAAAGUAACUUCUUUCACACCGAGCACAAUGCAUUUGGUGAUCCCAGCAAUGUUGCUAGGGUGCGAAGGAUUACAUUCUACUCUGAUAAUAAUGCCAUGAAUGAGUUCUUCCGUUCAAAUCCUAAACCUACGAAGCUUCGUGCACUUUUCUGUUUCAACAAUAACAGUUGCCUAUUUUCUCAUAUGGCUCACCUUAGUUUCAAAUUAUUGCAAGUGUUGGUUGUAGUCACGUCUCGAGAUCGUUAUCAGCAUGUAAUUACUAUCCCAAACAAAAUUGGGAACAUGAGUUGCCUACGCUAUGUGCGAUUGGAGGGGAGAAUUAGAGUAAAAUUGCCAAAUAGUAUUGUCAAGCUCAAAUGUCUAGAGACCCUGGAUAUAUUUCAUAGCUAUAGUAAACUUCCUUUUGGUGUUUGGGAGUCUAAAAAAUUGAGACAUCUUUGUUACACAAAAGAAUGUUACUGUGUCUUUAUUUAUAUUGUAUUGUUUGACUAA
Molecule: messenger RNA, 1320 nt
Organism: Solanum tuberosum (potato)
Lineage: Eukaryota; Viridiplantae; Streptophyta; Magnoliopsida; Solanales; Solanaceae
Product: putative disease resistance RPP13-like protein 3
Exons: 2
Coding region: 1-1320 (439 amino acids)
Biological process (GO): defense response to other organism
Molecular function (GO): ADP binding
Source: RefSeq, a predicted model, not a curated record